Porites lobata is the source of this 1178-nucleotide messenger RNA. Lineage: Eukaryota; Metazoa; Cnidaria; Anthozoa; Scleractinia; Poritidae. The record is from the annotation of a GenBank genome assembly.
AUGCCAGGUCCAAGAGGAGACAGAGGGCGUGUAGGACCCCCUGGGAAGAGUGGACCCCAAGGAAUUAAGGGAAUGAAAGGUCAACAGGGACUUCUGGGAAUGAAAGGAGAGCGAGGCAUUGCGGGAAUGAAAGGAGAGCAAGGAGCUGUGGGAGUGAAAGGAGAGCGAGGCAUUGUGGGAAUGAAAGGAGAGCGCGGAGCUGUAGGAAUGAAGGGACAGCAAGGCAUUGCGGGAAUGAAAGGAACAAAAGGAGACAAAGGAGAGAAAGGAGAAAGCACCAAAGCAAGUCAAGCAAGUGUAGUACCACAAACCAACUGGAAACAAUGUGUGUGGAAAUCAGCUAGCAAUACUGAUAACGGAAAGAUUAAGGUAAAUAGAAUAAGAAUCAUAACACACUCCUAAGAAAAUUCAUUCCUUUUAAGAUUAAAAUGUUUCAAAGAAGAACAUCUCCCCUCUCACUCACCGUUUGCCAACACAUUACAUAAAUAACUAAGUUAAAUUUUCCUCUACUUUGUUUUUUUUUUAACAAAAAAAAAAAUCAUGCCUGAUAAAAUGAUUCCUGGCCAUAUGGAAAGAGACAAAACAUUGAAGCUAUUACUAACAAGUUUUUAAAAAUUAGGAAGUAAUCUUGACUGGAGUUGUUAGUAUCAAUCAUUACACACGGUUGCUCGCCUUACUACAAUAUGUUUGAUUUGUUUGAUUUUAUUCCAGGACUGUGCGUUUAACAAACUGCAGUCUAAUUCAGCACUCAAAGUCUCAUUCCAGGGAAACAUGAGAGUCCUGGGUAGUUCUAAGUGUAGUCGCUGGUAUUUCAAGUUCAAUGGAAAUGAAUGCCGUGGACCAAUGACUAUUGAGGCUGUUGUUUUCAACUACUGGUCAUCUGCUGGGGACCAUUAUCUAAAUCAUCAUCGGUCAUUUGAGGGGUACUGUGAGAACAUUCCACAAGGCGCUGUUAGAGUCGAAUUAUGGGUAGGACAGUGUAGUAGUGGCCACGCCUUGGGUGAUGCUUAUACCGGGUGGUAUUCAGUGUCCCGGAUAAUGAUUGAAGAAGUAUCUAGACCCCAGUCCUAACAAGGGGAGUCUUUAACUUUAGCGCUGUUUCAAUUUCCUUAGAAUAGCAUUCUACAAAUAUAGACUGUAAAGCCCUUUGUGGCUACUUCCGUCGCAUUAGAUGGUCA